Penicillium soppii is the source of this 873-nucleotide messenger RNA. Its product is annotated as RTA1 domain-containing protein. The record is from RefSeq and is a predicted model, not a curated record. Gene Ontology annotation, cellular component: membrane. Bases 1 to 873 code for a protein of 290 amino acids. The transcript is spliced from 2 exons. NCBI's taxonomy places the organism in Eukaryota, Fungi, Ascomycota, Eurotiomycetes, Eurotiales, Aspergillaceae.
AUGGCUAAAUUGAUGCCGCUGGAUGGCGGCUCCUACUAUGUCUGGCAAUAUGUACCAUCCAUGGCCGCCGCGAUCAUCUUUUUGAUUCUUUUUCUCGCUACUACUUCGUAUCAUUUCUGGAAAAUUUUCCAGACCGGAGUGAAAUUCACGCUACCCUUUGCCAUCGGUGGCAUAUUCGAAGUCAUUGGGCUUGCCGCUCGAAUCGAUUCGCACAAUCACACGGACAAACUGAUUCCUUACUGCAUUCAGUCAGUUUUCAUUCUUCUUGGUCCAGCCCUCUUCGCUGCAUCAGUCUACAUGGUACUCGCUCGCAUCAUCCAAAGCGUCCAUGGAGAGAAGUAUUCUAUUGUUCCUUUGAAAUGGCUCACUAAGAUCUUUAUCACUUGUGAUAUUGCCACAUUUGUGCUGCAGGCAGCUGCAUCAGGAAUGAUGGUCAGUAGUAGUCUGGCCAGCAUCGGAAAAGGAGUCGUGAUUACUGGUUUAGCUCUACAAGUGGUCAGUUUUAGCCUGUUCGUUGUUACUGCCUAUAUAUUCUUGAUCAAGAUGCGUGGCAAUCCUACUCCGGAAGUACUCGAGGGUUGUAUACCCUGGAAGCAGCAUCUGAAAAGCCUUUACUCCAUUAGUACGCUCAUACUCAUGCGAUCCAUUUUUCGAGUUAUUGAAUACGCCAUGGGAGAUAAUGGUUACCCGUUGGAGCAUGAAUGGACAUUAUAUGUCUUUGAUUCUGUGCCCAUGUUCACUUCCAUGGUGAUCUUCGGUGUUUGGCAUCCUAGCGCGCUGAAGCCUUUUCUUGGGCAGCAAGUCCCUUCGAACAGUGAGACCAUAGAGAUGAAAGAUCAACUAAAGUCGACAUCGCAAACAUUUGAAUGCUGA